CACAUAUUUCCUUCCUCCCAUUGUUUAUCCCUUAAAGUUGGACUGGGAGAGAGAGAGAGAGAGUGAGAGUCUGAAGUAGUUCUCCAGAAACCAUUCUUGCAACGAAAAGCUUCAAAGAGUUAGUGGCUGGAUUUUGUUGAUAAAGGCUCACUGUUUCAAAACGAAUCUCGUCUUUAAAUUUGUUUUCGGGUACAAUAUGGAUUACGUUAAUGCACCUGGGAGGAACCAUCUCUUUGUUCCUGGACCUGUCAAUAUUCCAGAAUCAGUCCUCCGUGCCAUGAGCAGAAACAAUGAAGAUUACCGUUCCCCUGCAAUUCCUGCUAUGACUAAAACUCUUCUUGAAGAUGUUAAGAAGAUUUUCAAGUCAACUUCUGGAACCCCAUUUUUGAUCCCCACAACAGGUACUGGUGCUUGGGAAAGUGCACUUACAAAUACUUUGUCUCCUGGUGACCGAACAAUUUCUUUCCUCAUCGGGCAAUUCAGUCUUCUAUGGAUUGAUCAGCAGCAACGCCUUGGAUUCAAUGUUGAUGUUGUAGAGAGUGAGUGGGGCCGUGGUGCUGAUCUUGAAGUCCUAGCAUCCAAGUUAGCUGAAGACACUGCUCAUACCAUCAAAGCUGUUUGCAUGGUUCAUAAUGAAACUGCAACUGGAGUUACUAAUAAUUUGGCUGCUGUAAGGAAAUUACUUGAUCACUACAACCAUCCUGCAUUGUUUCUCGUGGAUGGAGUGUCUUCCAUAUGUGCUCUUGAUUUCCGUAUGGAUGAAUGGGGAAUCGAUGUAGCUUUAACUGGUUCACAAAAAGCUCUUUCUCUACCUACUGGGAUGGGUAUUGUGUGUGCAAGCCCUAAAGCACUGGAAGCAUCCAAGACUGCCAAAUCAGUGAGAGUGUUCUUUGACUGGAAAGACUACUUGAAGUUCUACAAAAUGGGAACUUAUUGGCCGUACACUCCUUCAAUCCAGCUUUUAUACGGCCUCAGAGCUGCCCUUGAUCUCCUAUUUGAGGAAGGACUUGACAAUGUCAUUGCUAGGCACAGCCGCUUGGCCAAAGCAACUAGGCUUGCUGUUGAAGCCUGGGGUUUGAAAAACUGCACACAGAAAGAGGAGUGGUUGAGCGACACUGUGACUGCAGUUGUUGUUCCACCUUACAUUGACAGUGCUGAAAUAGUUAGAAGGGGAUGGCAGAGAUACAAUCUAAGCUUAGGUCUGGGUUUGAAUAAAGUGGCUGGAAAAGUUUUCAGGAUAGGUCAUCUUGGGAACCUGAAUGAGCUCCAACUUCUGGGUUGUUUAGCUGGAGUGGAGAUGAUUCUGAAAGAUGUGGGAUACCCAGUUAAGCUAGGAAGUGGAGUGGCUGCGGCUUGUGCGUUUUUCCAGAACACCAUUCCGAUGAUUGAAUCUAGGAUUUAAUGAAUCAUUCAUUAUCCAUGUGUAACUACUGUUCUCCCUCUUCUGAUUUGCUUGGAGUACUUGUAUAAAAGAAGACAUGAUAAUCUCCUGUAUUCGCACUCUUUUGAGGCUUACUUAGUAGUACAAGAACUCAUUACUCUUUCAUCCAUUAAUCCUGUAUUUAAAAUAUCUUUAAAUUUAAUCUCAUCACUGUUGCAUAUA
Papaver somniferum (opium poppy) is the source of this 1603-nucleotide messenger RNA. RefSeq names its product serine--glyoxylate aminotransferase. Bases 197 to 1402 code for a protein of 401 amino acids. Gene Ontology annotation, molecular function: L-serine:pyruvate transaminase activity; L-alanine:glyoxylate transaminase activity. The transcript has 7 exons. Gene Ontology annotation, cellular component: peroxisome. NCBI's taxonomy places the organism in Eukaryota, Viridiplantae, Streptophyta, Magnoliopsida, Ranunculales, Papaveraceae. The record is from RefSeq and is a predicted model, not a curated record.